Saccharomyces paradoxus is the source of this 1356-nucleotide messenger RNA. RefSeq names its product Nop53p (gene NOP53). The transcript has a single exon. The coding region runs from base 1 to 1356 and encodes 451 amino acids. NCBI's taxonomy places the organism in Eukaryota, Fungi, Ascomycota, Saccharomycetes, Saccharomycetales, Saccharomycetaceae. The record is from RefSeq and is a predicted model, not a curated record. Gene Ontology annotation, molecular function: 5S rRNA binding. Gene Ontology annotation, biological process: rRNA processing; ribosomal large subunit assembly. Gene Ontology annotation, cellular component: nucleolus.
AUGGCUCCAACUAACGUAACCAAGAAACCUUCUCAGUACAAACAGUCUUCAAGAAAGGGUAAGAAAGCAUGGAGAAAAAAUAUCGAUAUUUCUGACAUAGAACAAUAUAUGGAAAAAAAGAUUGAUCAUGAAGUUACACAUGGUACCAGUGAUAUAACCUCUUUGCAAAAUGACGCCCUUUUUCAUGUUGAUAUUGAAGGUGACAACGUUUUGAAAAAGAAAUUGAUCAAAAGGAAUCAAAUCAAGAAGGUUUUGAAAAGUAAAGAGAUUUUAGACGCCGUAAGAACGAAUUCAAAAAUUGCAGCACUAAACCAUCACAAGAAUGGUAGUCAUGAAAAUUCUAACAAGAUACAAGGUGUUUCUAAACAUGAAUUAAAGAAGUUAAUGGCUUUGGCUGGCAGAGUACACGGCGAAUCGAAAAUCAAAAAUAGAGUUGCCAAAGACGGUCUAGUUAAAACAACGGCUGGUGACUUAUGGGGUGAGGAAUCGAAUUCCAAGAAACAGAAGGUCAAAUUACCUUCGGGUAUCGAACUUGAUGUGGAAGAAAAGGACCAGAUACCUCAGGAACUAUUGAAAAAAUCCACCACAAGUUGGUCUGUUGCUUCAGUCAGACCAAGAACUUUAGAUAUAGAACCAGUUGCAGUAAAGGAAUUCACAAACAUUCCACAUGCCGGUAAGUCCUACAAUCCUAACAAUAAAGCCUGGUCAGAAUUGAUAAACAAGGAGUAUAAAGAUGAAAAAACAAGAGAAGAUGAAAGAAUCGCUUUAGAAAAGUAUAAAGAAAGAAUUAGACAUUUAAUGGAAACUUUAGACGACAAUGAAGAGGAAGAGUCUUCAUCUAAUGAAGAAGAAGAUGGAGAAGAAAAUGAGGACGCGCAAAGUAGUGGAUCUGAUAACGAAGUAAGAUUAUCAAUAAAUAAGCCUGUCAAGAAUAAAAAGAAAACAAAAUAUCAGAGGAAUAAGGCAAAGAGACAUGAGGAAAAAGUAAAGUUGCAACAAGAAUUGAAAGAACUGAGAGAGCGUGUUAAAGGGUUAGAAGAAGUAUUUAAUACCGAAGAGACUGAGAUAGUUUCUGCCAUAGAGUCAGAUAAUAGUAACAAGGUUAAGAAAAGCAAAAAAAAUAAGAAACACAAAUUAGGGACGAAAUAUUCUGUGAUUGAUGAAAGGUUGGAGAUCAAAUUUUCUGAUGAAUUAUCUGACUCGUUGAGAAAAUUGAAACCUGAAGGAAACUUGCUAUAUGACACUGUGAGAAAACUACAAAGUUCUGGUAAGAUCGAAUCAAGAGUGCCGGUCAGGAAAGGUAGAAAAUACAAGCAGAAAAUUACUGAAAAGUGGACACACAAGGACUUCAAAUAA